AUGGCCAGUUCAUCGUCUAUCAAUCAAGACCAAACCAGAGAAAACAAGCAUAUUUCGUCUCAAUGGACGCGAUUUGGCUCAAUUAUUUCUGAUGCCGAAGUUGCAGAAGGCAAAACAAUGAAAGCUAAGCAAAAAGAAGUUAUACACCGGUAUGCUCACAGAGAAACAUUUCAGGAUAAAGUCACAGAAAUCCAAUCCGAGACUGGUGUCGCUGAGAAGACCGCAAAAACUCCAAUUUCAGAAACGAAUCUGUACAAGGCUCAAAGAGCUGUGACUGUUUAUAAGCUGUUCGGAAAGACUAUUGGUUCUACAACCAA
Messenger RNA from Ambispora gerdemannii, 317 nucleotides. The record is from the annotation of a GenBank genome assembly. NCBI's taxonomy places the organism in Eukaryota, Fungi, Glomeromycota, Glomeromycetes, Archaeosporales, Ambisporaceae.